Molecule: messenger RNA, 11909 nt
Organism: Coregonus sp. 'balchen'
Lineage: Eukaryota; Metazoa; Chordata; Actinopteri; Salmoniformes; Salmonidae
Source: the annotation of a GenBank genome assembly
AGACUAACAUAAAUGAGAUAUUUCGAUGAAAAUGUUUCUUAGUAUAACAGACGGUCUGCGGUUGAUUAGCGUCAAUUCGUAGUCACGAAAACUCCGACGAAAGCCCUCAUCUGUCAACAUCACCACCGGGAAAUUCCAACAUCACUUUCAUCUGCCUGGCUGGAAGUGUAGGAGUUGGUGGUCUCAAAUAGGAUCAAAUUGAACUGUCCGUAUCAGACAGAACCCUGGUAUGGUACUAAUACCCAUUUGGAUGCUGUGCAUAGGAUAUGCUUUAUACUUAGCUACCAUUCACUAACGUUAGUCUGUUCAUCACUGAAUUUUGGGCUAACUAGUUAGCAUUAGCCUAGCUAGCGCGUUAGCCUAGCCAGCUAAGCGGUCACUGGAAAUGUAAUCGGGUCACACACACAGCUGUUAGUUACCUUGAUUGAUAGCCAGAUAUGAUGGAUUAUAUCAAAGUCGAAUUGUUCUCUUCAGGGAGUGUAUAUUUUGGGGACAUUAUUUGCAUACACUGGAUACGCUUGGUGGCAAUGUUGUUGAUUCAAUGACGACAUGCUCCACUCUAACUUACCGGUACUGGAACAUGUUUGUAGCUAACGUUACUGGCAACGCGCUAGUCGAUGUUAUUGUUAGCAAGUUAGGUAGCUAGCUAACAUUAGCUAGAUCAUUAGCAAGUUGCUGCCUAUGUAGAUAGCUAGGUAACUAGCAAGAUAGCGGUGGCAAGCACUAACCAGCUCCUCUGCUCUGGACGCCCAAAACUGGGAAGAGAUCAAAAGUAGCCACAGCAUAGUUUUUCGUAAAUCAUGAAAAAUUGCGAAUACCAGCAAAUCGACCCGCAGGCACUUUCAACGCCAACCCCGACACUGCCGCCGCAACCCGUUGUUGUUGAGGAAGAGAAGAAGGGGGAAACUGCACGGAGAAAAUGGGAAGUUUUCCCCGGCAAGAAUCGCUUCUACUGCGAUGGACGGAUCAUCGUGGCUCAGCAAAGCGGUGUCUUACCACUCACCCUCAGCCUUAUUCUGGUCACCACUGUACUGUUCUUUGUAUUCGAGUAAGCACAAUUUCUCGUUUUCUUUUGCAUUGCUUUGAAACAAAAUAAUGUUUGCCCUAGCCAAGACAAUGCCACACAGGUUUCAACAAACCAUGGUAAGUUUGGUUGUGUGUCUAGCAGUUUAAACAACACAGCAGAUUCUGGUCACAACAAUAUAAUAAUAGUUUUAAUGCUAGAAAAUGUCAUUACAUCUUCCUACAGGUGUCUUGCUGAAAUGUGUGUUACAUCUCCUGAGACUAUGCUACAGGUGUAAUUAAAAAGGGAAAGUUGUUUAAAACCAGAUCCUCUCUGGGUGGUUGAGAAACUCUAUUGCAAUAUUGUACUAUUGUGUGUGUGUCAAUCUGGUUUGACAACAUUUUCAGUUUCUCAUGUUGAAAAUGAGAACUAGUCCUUCAUGUAGUUACAGUUACAUUUGAGUCAUUUAGCAGACGCUCUUAUCCAGAGCAACUUACAGUUAGUGAGUGCAUACAUUUUUCAUACUGUUAGUCAGGGUCCUGAAUGUUGCUGCAGUGCUCUGCAAUCAAUAUUGUCCUCUUUAGUUGUCUUGGUGAUAAAUGACCUGAAUGAAGGCAGGCUACACAAAACACUUUAGGCUGCGUUUACACAGUCAGCCCAAUUCAGAUUUUUAUUUUCAGUACCCGACAAACUGACGUCACGCCGGAUGCACACGAUUUCUGGUUGCGGAAAGAAAGCAGGAUGUCACCCAUUGUCAGUCAGCGCCAUGUAUUAUCAGCCACUGAUAUAAGCUCUUGAUUUAAAAAAAACAUUUUUGGGGGGGAUUCUCAUAGGCUUACAAUGUUUUGAUUAUUGCUUGAACAGUUGCUAAGAUUAUAUUUGGUUGUGAGAGUUGCAAAAUACUUAUUUUGGAUGCAGCAGUUGUUCGCUAGAAUGCUGACGCUCAUUGACAGGCUUGUAGCAAAGCUAGCCAAAGAGCCAUUUUACUGGUUGAAGUUGAAGUGUUUUUGAAGUAAAAUGCAGUUGAUUGGCGACGAUGACACAUACAUUAUAUUAAGCAUAACAUUCAUACAAGACUUACAAUCCAAUUUAUAAUCCAAAAGUAGUGUGUAAUACACUCAUAAGCAACAUGUAAAUAAGGCUUUUUAGCUGGCUGUCUAUGAUAACUUCCCAGUUUUUGUCCCCCACGGUGGGGAAAUUGUGAAUAGCAACUCGGAGUAUUGCUUAAUGUGAUUUUUCUGGAGAAGUGCCCCCGGACUUGUGCUGAUAAUGCACAGUAAUAUUCGGAAUACAUUGUGAAAAACAAAUACUUAAGCUCACCAUUUGAGCUCCACACAGAUUUACUGCAUCUGUAACUAGCGGUAUUUGUAACUAGCGGUUUACGUAUUAGCAGGGAGGGGUUUCUGCAAAUGUCACGCACAUCGCCCUCUUGUGGCAAUGUUUGCAAACACAGAAAGGGGCCUAUUGGUCUUUUGAUUAAUCAGAUCAGUUAUUUUGCCAAAGAUCAGAAUUGGGCUGCCUUUGUAAAUGCAACCUUAGUUUUCACAUAAGGUAGUCCACUUUAAUUGUUGCUGAAUAUAGUCCUCUUUUUCUUUGUCCUGUCAUCACAGCUGUCCCUUCCUGUUGAAGCACCUGACCGUGUUCAUCCCAGCGAUUGGAGGAGUGCUGUUUGUGUUUGUGGUCAUCUCCCUCCUGCAGACCAGCUUCACUGACCCUGGCAUCCUGCCCCGGGCCACACCGGACGAGGCCGCAGACAUUGAGAAGCAGAUCGGUAAGGGCAACACAUACACACCUGAAAGAACAUUCUUCCUUUCCCACUCACUUUCCCAGCUUUGUGUACACGUUCACCUACACUGCCCAAGUGACUGCAUUUGUUUUCCUGUUCCAUAUUCUGGUCUCUUUUUUACCUUUUAUCACCAGUUUGUUUGCGCUGGUUUUUGAGACACUGUAGUAGCAACAUAUAUGCUAGUUUCCUGCUUUUUUUUGUUGUUGAAGCAAUGCAUUAUUCAGCCAACAAAUGGUUGAACCUCCAUAAUUACAGGCUUCCUCCUCCCUUGAGGGAACCACACACAUAGUCUCUUCUGACUGAGCAUGGAGGGAUGGAUGGAUGGAUGGAUUGAUUGAUUGAUUGAUGGAUGGAUGGGGGGUGGAUGGAUAGAGGUCUUUGAACUGUUGAUGACACUGCUUGUUGCUGUGUGGAUGGUCAGUCUGCUGUGUGGGUAGUUGCCUCUGCUGUUUAAUUGUGUGAAAAAUUAAUGGACACAGGCCCAUUUGCAGUGGGAUGCCACUAACAUCUCUCUCUCGCUCCCUCCCUCUUUUUCUCUUUCCAUCUCUCUCUCUCUCUGGUUCUUUGUAGAGUGGCAACUCACUUCACGUAGAGGGGGUUGUGGUUUAAAUAGUGAUUUCAUUGUGUGGCACCAAAAGUAUAAAAAAAAAAAAGUUAAAGAUCUGAUUGGUCAAAAGACCAAUUAGUGGGGGAAAAAAGAUCAGAAUUGGACUGCAUGUCUAAACGCAGCCUAUGGGAUUGCCAGGCAGGCAGCACACUUUCAUACAUUACACAGAGCCUGUGUUGAUUGAUUGCCUCCCCCGUGACGCCCCCUUAAUGGCCUUCACUCCGCCAGCAAUUAGGCCUAAGGCCACAACUGCCUGGAUCACAACAUGGACACAUAUAUAUUACACACACACACACAAAGCAUAGGUUUUACUAUCCUAGUGGCGACCAAAAAUAGAUUUCCAUUCAAAAUCCUAUUUUCCCUAACCCAAAUUCUAACCCUAAGCCUAAAAUAGGAGAAUUUUCCUUGUUUUACUAUCCUUGUGAGGAAUCUUGGGGAUUUCCGUUACCCACGAGGAUAGUAAUACACACGCAUACACAUACCUUGUGUACUAUAUCUCCUGAUAUGUCCUCCCUGUCUUUCUCUCCUCCUCAGAUAACUCUGGCUCUUCCACCUACCGACCCCCUCCCCGCACCAAGGAGGUGAUGAUCAACCAGCAGGUAGUGAAGCUCAAAUACUGUUUCACCUGCAAGAUGUUCCGGCCACCGCGCACCUCCCACUGCUCCCUCUGUGACAACUGUGUGGGUAAGGACCAGUGACAGAGGGGGGCGUUCAACAUGGGACACAGACAGAGGGACACACUGAUAUUUAUUAGAUUGAAUUAUUUAGACUAUACUACACAGCCUGAUACUGAGAUUGUUUUGUAGAACAGUCUUUAUUUAUCAGUCUUAUAAAGAGGAUUUAUUAAUGUUGGUCUCCUCCAUAAAGAUGCUGAUCAACUCUGAAAGCAGGGCCUCUUCAUUUAAAUAAAACGUAUCUACAUUUCAUUCAAAUGUAUUUUCCUAUUGAAAGGGGCUUGAGAGCUUGGCCUCAAUGUCAGUGGGAUGUCCUUUGUAGAUAUUUGUACAUUUUCUUCCUCCUCAAUCUCACUCUUCCUCCUCGAUCUUUCUUCCUGUCCUCCAGAGCGAUUCGACCACCAUUGUCCCUGGUUGGGGAAUUGUGUUGGGAAGAGGAACUAUCGUUUCUUCUACACCUUCAUCGUCUCUCUAUCCUUCCUGACAGUCUUCAUCUUUGGCUGCGUCGCCACACAUCUAGCACUGAGUACGUAGCCUACAUAGCAGACACUGCCAUGGCUUGUGAUUUUGUAUGGAACUGUUGCGUGGAUCCUGAUUAUCAUCCUGUCAUGGUUUUCUGUAACAAUCUCCAAUUUUUCUGUCCUCAGGGGCACAAGGAGGGAGAGGCCUGAUGUUUGCUCUUCAGGAGAGUCCAGCCAGAUAUCCUUUUACCAGGACUCUGUGUGUCUAGGGUUACCGAUCUGAUCCCCUCAUAAUACCACUUCCUGAUUCGAGUAGUUCGGUGUUAGGGUAACGAAACUGUCAUUCACUUCAGCUUCUUGGCCGUAUUGCAGAAUAAGAAUGGGUCUCUCGAUCUGUCUGUUCAGCUGACAUCUCUGGUGAUAUUUAAAUACUCAAACCAUCAAUGUUGUCCUUGACUUUUCUUUCUGCACUGCUGUGGAGCUGGUGAUUUGCUUAUUUUCAGUUUGGUCCAUCUUGGGCCUCUCAGGCUUCCAUACCUACCUGGUUGCUUCUAACCUGACCACAAAUGAAGAUGUGAGUAAAUGCCAAUGAGUGUGAUGUCUCUGUCUCUUCUGGGAUAUGUAUAAUAAACAUAUAGGUAUUAUACACUUUAAAGGUCCAAUGCAGCUGUUUUUAUCUCAAUAUCAAAUCAUUUCUGGGUAACAAUUAAGUAUCUUACUGUGAUUGUUUUCAAUUUAAAGUGUUCAAAAAGAAACAAAUAGCUUCUUAGCAAAGGGCAAUUUCUCAAGGAAGAAUUUAGCUAGGACUGUCUGGGAGUGGUCUGAGUGGGGAGGGGGAAAUGGAAAAUGAGCUGUUAUUGGCAGAGAGGUUUGGAACUCUUUCUUAUUGGCCUAUUAACUAAUUUACCACAUUGAUGCCACCAUGGAAGGUGGCAUCACUAUAAGGGCAUUUUCAUAAUUUUAACAAUUUCACAGUAUUACUCCAACCUUAGUGUGGAAAUGUAUAUAAAACCCAGGAAAAUCACAUAUUUUGACUGCACUAGGCCUUUAAACAGUUAAGUGACCCUCCCAGUAACGUGCAGAUGGAAAGUAGCCAUGUAGCUUAACCUGGUGUCAUGUAAACUAAAACUAGUCUAGGAUGAGGACUGAUGGUCAAUCUUGUGUGUCUCUCUUCUUCCCAGAUCAAAGGCUCGUGGUCGGGGAAGAGUGGGGCGGAGGACACUGGUAACCCCUACAGCUAUAACAACAUCGUUACUAACUGCUGCUCAGUUCUCUGUGGACCCAUGCCUCCCAGGUGAGACUCAGCAUGGUUUAUAAUGUGUCUUUGAUAGGGUUUGAGUAAGUUCUUUUUUCAAAUCAGUCCAUUUAGGAAGUGUUAAAAAAAACGUUGAAUUAAAAAUGCCACAUUGUUUUCUGAGGUUUAAUUUCUAAUCACUCCUUGAAUUGACUAAAAAGGAAGCUGAAUUGACCUGAAGCCUGACCUAUUUGACUAACCUGUUUCCUCCAUGUUGUCCCGUGUCAGUUUGAUUGACAGGCGAGGCUUCGUGCCGGUGGAGGAGUCUUCCCAGACAGUUGCCAUGGAGAUAGAGCUGCCCACGCUGGCUGCUAAGAAUGAGAUAAACGUGGUAGGAGGGCCCACGCCGUCCCAGCUGCCCCCCAGUGCCUUGCAGGUUCCCCCCUCCCCUCCACCUCUAUCUGCAACCCCAAACUCCCUUCAGCCUGACUGCCAUACUCCAAUUUAGUUGCCUUUUCCAACCUAACCCAACCCCCCUUCACUGUUGCCUGACUGGCUGUUGUGUUUGGGUUCACCCCCUCAUGACUUAGUCCCACAUACCAGUGUACUGUAUUACUAUUGAUCAGGAUCCAGGAUCCUGUUGUUGUGGUCAUUACAUAUGUUGUUGCCUGGUCCUGGUAACCCAGUCUACCCCAGACUGUUCAUUGUUUACAGUUGACAGUAAAAGACUGUCUCUGGAAAGAGGAAGUGAAGCCGGCUGCUAGGCCACGUGUUUGACGUGGGUGAAGCUCAACCGUUAGUUACUCACACCAUUCCAUGCCUUAAUGUUAUAAUCAGGCAACUCUGUUAUUUAGGUAUUUCGUUUCAGUGAAAAGGGGAACAUAGCCUAUAUGAUUCAUCCACUUCCCAGCUGAGUUAAAGGUUUUGCCCUUGUUGUUUUGUGGUUGAGGAGAAUCUUAGGUGCUAGGAGUUUUUAUUAAAAUAUGUUUGUUUACAAAGUGCGACUGCCACUGGGCUAUUUAGUUCAGUCGGACAACAGUGGCACUCUCCUACCCUUCAGACUAUGUUGAGUCUGUCUGCCUCUUCCAAACCAACAGGCCUUCCUUCUGUUUACAUUCAAGCAAUAGGGAAAACCUAACCUAACCUUGGUUUACUUUAAUGGUACAAGGGCUCUGUCAUAUCUGCUGGAAGUUUGCACAUUAUAAUUUCUUUGCACAGAAGGAGUUAGACCAGAGAGGGAGACCAAGCACAGUAUUGGCUCAGUAUUUAUACUUUUAGCAAACACAUGCUGGUAAUGGAAGCGGUUACUGCUGGGAACUUACCUGUCACAAACACAUCUGUACCCAAGAGCUGUUUUUAUUUGUCUCAAUCUGGACACCCUCCCUCACUGAUACUGAGUUGGUCAGCUAAAAAAGAGUUGGAGAGGUAUUUUAUUUAUGCACAUGGAAUUAUCUUUUUUUACAGUGUGAACACACUUAUUUGUCUUCCCUCAAUGUUCUUGUUGUCGUCUGUAUUUUGUAUUUGUCUCUGACUUGACUCUGUGUUGUUAUUGGAGUGUGAGGUGUGUUCUGUUCUGUUCUGUGUGUCAUAACAUAAUGUAAUGGUCAUGUUAAAGGUGACACAAAAGCUACUUAAAUUUUUAAAUUUUAGUCAUUUAGCAGACACUCUUAUCCAGAGCGACUUAAAGGAGCAAUUAGGGUUCAGUGCCUUGCUCAAUGGCACAUUGACAGAUUUUUCAGUCGGUUUGGUGAUUCGAACUCUCGGCUACCUGCCGCCCUCAAGCCAGUCAAAUCAUCUCCCUCUUACUGUUUUCUUAUGCUUUUAAAAUAUGUUUUGUAUUACAAUCUUAUAUUGUUUGUCUGUUUAUUUUGGUCUUCUAAAUAUUUAUAUACGUCAUUUUGGAAUAUAUUAAUAUAUAAUAUUAUGUCCAUCUGAAAUGUACAGUAUUAAAUAUUGCAUUUAAAAAAUGAAGUAAAUACAUUUAUUUCCAAAUGAGUUGUUUUCAAUAGACAUGAAUUCCUUUUUUUUUUAUUCUCAACUGUUACAGUUAAGAUGUAGCAUAAUCAUACGAGUGAACAGUCCCUAUGUCGUCAUUGUCACUAAGCCUCACCCGUAUGCCUAUUCCAUAGUGUCAACUGGUCUCUCCGUAUUUGUCUGUAUGUCCGAUUACCACCCCCCACUAGGAGGACAACUGUCUGGACUUUGCUCUGUCCUGUGUUGGCUGAUGAGCAAGGUUAGUGGAGACAGACAGACCGAGAUUGGUGAGAUGACCCCAGGUAGAGUGCAGUGCAGGGUGUUUGGCUGGCCUUACCCGUCUCUGUGGCUACUGUGUCUACAUCUGGGUCAAUUCAGGAAGUCAGUUGAAUGCCAAUUCACUUAUUUGGGAGUACUGAAUUGAAAACUGAAUAGAGCUCAACCGUGGUGCAGAAGGGAGGUUUUCUAGGGGGCCCUCUCUCUGUGGCUGGUUGCUGUCUGCUUUGUUUUCUGCCUGGCUGGCUGGCUUCUCUCAGUGCUGCUAUGCUUCUUCCUUUAACAUGGCUGAUUUCAACCACGUCAGGCUGUAUCCCAUCACACACAGAAUCAGCCUCUCUAAACUCAAGGUCCAGACUUGUGAGAUUUGGAGUAUCACACUCUCAAAAACGGAGGAAACUAUAAUGGCACAUUCGUUGUACUUUAAUUUCUAUAUUUGUAUUGUGUUUUCUCCUUGUCAGCUAUGCCACAGAUACACUCAUGCUUAAAUGCACAGAUACAGUGAGCCCAAAAAGUAUUGGGACGGUGACACAUUUUUAGUUGUUUUGGCUCUGUACUACAGCACUUUGGAUUUGAAAUGAUACGAUGACGGAGGGUAAAGUGCAGACUGUCAGCUUUAAUUUGAGGGUAUUUUCAUCAAUUUCUGGUGAACCGUUACAGCAAAUGUUGUACAUAGUCCCCCCCCCCCAUUUUAGAGGACCAAAAUGUAUUGGGACGAAUUCACUUGUGUAUUAAAGUAGUCAAAAGUGUAGUAUUUGGACCCAUAUUCCUAGAACACAAUGAUUACAUCAAGCUUGUGACUCUACAAACUUGUUGGAUGCAUUUGUUGUUUGUUUUGGUUGUGUUUCAGAUUAUUUUGUGCCGAAUAGAAAUGAGUGGUAAGUAUUGUGUCAUUUUGGAGUCGUUUUUAUUGUAAAUAAUAUGUUUCUAAACACUUCUACCUGAAUGUGGAUGCUACCAUGAUUACGGAUAAUCCUGAAUGAAUUGUGAAUAAUGCUGAUUGAGAAAUUUACAGACGCACAAAUAUCACCCCCCCCCAAAAAAUGCUAACUUCCCCUGUUAUUGUAAUAGUGAGAGGUUAGCAUUUCUUGGGGGUAUGAUUAUUUGUGCGUUUAACUUUCUCACUAAACGUUUGACUACUUCACAUAAGUGAAUUUGUCCCAAUAAUUUUGGACUAUGUACAAAAAGUGCAGUAAUUUCUAAACGGUUCACCUGAUUAUGGAUGAAAAUAAUCUCAAAUUAAAGUUUACAGUCUGCACUUUAACCUACCUCCAUAGUCAUUGUAUCAUUUCAAAUCUAGUGCUGGAGUACAGAGCCAAAACAAUGAAAAAUGUGUCGCUGUCCAAAUACUUUUGGAGCUCACUGUAUAUGUGCACACCAGACAAUGAUCAAAAUAACUUUUUCAAGCAGUAGACUCGUUAAUAGUUUAUAGCGAUUCCGUCUUCCCACCUGCUUCUUGUUUUCUAUUUUGAAGCAUAAAUGGCUGGACAGAAUUGUUCGACAGAGGAGAAAAUGCAAACCAUUCGAAAUUACCCUCGGUGCUCAGGUUCUGAAUGUGUUAAAUGUGCGCUGACAGCUACGCCAGUCCUUUACAUAACAUCAUUAGAGCAUCUCUGUCUUCUCUACUCAACCAGUCACAAAUGCAAUUAUCUCCACAGUACAGUGUUUAUGCUCUGGUGUUUUUUUAAAAACCUUUGUUACUUCAUCUUUCAAGUAACUUUCAUUGAUCUGUCAUUUUUGCAAGUGAUAACCCUCAAAGGACUAUUCUUCAAGGCAAUGGCCUCGUCCCCAGCCGUUUAGGCAUCCUACUUGACUCUCAAACGAGAAUUUGAUGUGAUCUCUGGUACUGUGGGAAUACCGUGGUACUGCAGCCCUGUGUUACAUUUCUUCAUCUGCAUGGUUACCCCUCACCAAAACGACUGUCUGCUACCAAGCAUCAUCAGAAUACCUGCAUGUCCUUCUUGCACCACUACAAUAACCUAUAGCUUGACCUUUGACCCAUAGCUUUGCUAUGCAUAGCUGUCUGAGUGACCUCUCCUCUCCCUGGGGGGGGGGGGGGGGGGGGAUUUCUGUUCUUAAACACAUGCUUGCUUUUUUAUUUUCAGCUGAGCUACAGUGAGGGGAAAAAAGUAUUUGAUCCCCUGCUGAUUCUGUACGUUUGCCCACUGACAAAGAAAUGAUCAGUCUAUAAUUUUAAUGGUAGGUUUAUUUGAACAGUGAGAGACAGAAUAACAACAAAAAAAUCCAGAAAAGCGCAUGUCAAAAAUGUUAUAAAUUUGAUUUACAUUUUAAUGAGGGAAAUAAGUAUUUGACCCCCUCUCAAUCAGAAAGAUUUCUGGCUCCCAGGUGUCUUUUAUACAGGUAACGAGCUGAGAUUAGGAGCACACUCUUAAAGGGAGUGCUCCUAAUCUCAGCUUGUUACCUGUAUAAAAGACACCUGUCCACAGAAGCAAUCAAUCAAUCAGAUUCCAAACUCUCCACCAUGGCCAAGACCAAAGAGCUCUCCAAGGAUGUCAGGGACAAGAUUCAGAGGAGAACUGGGUGAAAGUGUUGUGGUCAGAUGAGACCAAAAUGGAGCUCUUUGGCAUCAACUCAACUCGCCGUGUUUGGAGGAGGAGGAAUGCUGCCUAUGACCCCAAGAACACCAUCCCCACCGUCAAACAUGGAGGUGGAAACAUUAUGCUUUGGGUGUGUUUUUCUGCUAAGGGAACAGGACAACUUCACCGCAUCAAAGGGAUGAUGGACGGGGCCAUGUACCUUCAAAUCUUGGGUGAGAACCUCCUUCCCUCAGCCAGGGCAUUGAAAAUGGGUAGUGGAUGGGUAUUCCAGCAUGACAAUGACCCAAAACACACGGCCAAGGCAACAAAGGAGUGGCUCAAUAAGAAGCACAUUACGGUCCUGGAGUGGCCUAGCCAGUCUCCAGACCUUAAUCCCAUAGAAAAUCUGUGGAGGGAGCUGAUGGUUCGAGUUGCCAAACGUCAGACUCGAAACCUUAAUGACUUGGAGAAGAUCUGCAAAGAGGUGUGGGACAAAAUCCCUCCUGAGAUGUGUGCAAACCUGGUGGCCAACUACAAGAAACGUCUGACCUCUGUGAUUGCCAACAAGGGUUUUGCCACCAAGUACUAAGUCAUGUUUUGCAGAGGGGUCAAAUACUUAUUUCCCUCAUUAAAAUGCAAAUCAAUUUAUAACAUUUUUGACAUGCGUUUUUCUGGAUUUUUGUUGUUAUUCUGUCUCUCACUGUUCAAAUAAACCUACCAGUAAAAUUAUAGACUGAUCAUGUCUUUGUCAGUGGGCAAACUUACAAAAUCAGCAGGGGAUCAAAUACUUUCCCCCCUCACUGUAACUGUUCUUGCUUCUUCUUAUCUUUUCUGCUCACCUCUUUCUCACGUCUUUUUUCCAACUCUAUUCUCUGUCUUCUCCCCUUAUCUCGUCUCUUUCUCUCCGCAACCCUCUCCUUCUCCUCCCACCCAGUGCACACAGGGAACUAAAGACCUGUUGGAGUCGGCAUCUCGCUCUCCGUGCCCCCAGACAGGGAAACCCCAGACAGUCUCUUCCUGUCCAGACAGCAUCGGCCCAGCUGACUCGGCGGUGACCUUUAACCCUGCUGUGACCUCCGACCCUGACCCUGUUGCGGUGCCCUCUCUGAAAUGCGGAGGCCGUCACCACAGCCACACCACCAGCCCUCCGGUCGAACCCCGCCAGCAGCACCACCACCAUAACCGGCAACACAAGACACGGUCGACGCGGAGCAGCAGCAAGCGGGCCGCUCACCACAUUUCCAACCCGGCUUACAACGUCAGCCUCAGCCCCACCACCUCUCCAGGCCUGGGGCCUAGUCAUGGUACAGGGGCAGAGGACCACAGAAGAAGGGACAGUUUUGCCGCACUGCACUGA